UUUAAAUUCUAGCCUAUUCUUUCACAAUGUCGACAAAUGAAACAGCAAAAUGGAUGUCGAUGAUGAUUAAUGUUGUUUUUGUGAUUACAGUAUCACAAUCCUGCGUUCGUGGAGAACCAAAAGUACCUUGUUUCUUCAUUUUUGGUGAUUCAUUGGCAGAUAAUGGCAAUAAUAACCGCCUCCGGACCCCGGCAAGAGCGAACUACGAGCCUUACGGGAUUGAUUUUCCACAGGGACCAACAGGGAGGUUUACCAAUGGCCGAACAACUGUUGAUUUUAUAGCUGAAUUUCUGGGUUUUGAAGAUCCCAUCCCUUGUUAUGCAAAUACUAAGGGGUUCAAGAACAUGGUUAGAGGUCUGAAUUAUGCAUCUGCCUCAGCAGGAGUUCGAGAUGAAACUGGCUCCCAUAUGGGAGAGAAUGUCAAUUUAAAUAAGCAAUUACUGAAUCACAAAUCCACAGUCAAGCGCAUUACUUCAAUAAUGGGACUUAAACGAUUGUCUAGGCAGCAUUUACAAAAGUGCUUAUAUUCGGUUGGACUGGGUAGCAACGAUUACCUUAUGAAUUACUUCCAGCCCAAGUUUUAUCCCACCAGUAAGCGAUACACUCCUGAACAAUAUGCUUCAGUUCUUAUUAAACAAUAUUCUAAGCAAAUGAAGACUCUGUACAAGUAUGGAGCCAGGAAGGUGGUCCUGAAUGGAGUAGGACAGGUAGGCUGCACUCCAUCUUCAAUUUCAACUACAAAUGGGUCUACAUGUGCAGAAAAUAUGAACAAUGCUGUUCAAUUUUUUAACCAAAAGCUUAAGUCUCUCGUCGAUCAGCUCAACACCGAACUGACUCAUGCAAAAUUCAUCUAUGUUGACAUGUUUGGAAUUUCCGGAAGUCCAUCAGAGAUUACAGCUGCAGGAAUCAAGGUGACGAAAGCUAACUGUUGUCCAGUAGAUGAAUUUGGCCAAUGUGUUCGUUCCAAAGGUACAUGCCAGAACAGAAGUGAGUAUGCGUUCUGGGAUUUAUUUCAUCCUACUGAAGCUUCCAAUCUCAUCAUUGCAAGAAAGUCAUACAAUUCUUCUAACUUGUCGGACACUUAUCCAGCGAAUAUUCAACACCUAGUUCAGCUUAGGCUAUAAAAAUGGGUACUCUUGAGAGUAUUAUUUACAUUGAAAAUAGUCUUCCCCAUGUACAUAUAUAAAGGUACAAAUUAAUCACCAUGUGACAUGUACAAGACCUAACUACGAAGAGUAUACUAUAAUUGUAUAUAUAAUAUAUAUGCAAUUUUGCCAAGUUGGCAUGA
Molecule: messenger RNA, 1288 nt
Organism: Pyrus x bretschneideri (Chinese white pear)
Lineage: Eukaryota; Viridiplantae; Streptophyta; Magnoliopsida; Rosales; Rosaceae
Product: GDSL esterase/lipase At1g29670-like
Exons: 5
Coding region: 27-1124 (365 amino acids)
Molecular function (GO): hydrolase activity, acting on ester bonds
Source: RefSeq, a predicted model, not a curated record